Molecule: messenger RNA, 1854 nt
Organism: Periconia digitata
Lineage: Eukaryota; Fungi; Ascomycota; Dothideomycetes; Pleosporales; Periconiaceae
Source: the annotation of a GenBank genome assembly
UCCACGACGCGACGCCCGCUCAUGGACACCGACGACUCCCAGCUGUAUCAAUACAGCACCCCUCAGCACAACAACAGCUUCAAGCGCCCGCGCCGCAGUCUCCAGAACUCGACUCCCUUGAGCAGUGUCACCGAAAGCGCGUCACCCUCGCCGCGAUUGUCCGGCAACGCUGCCUCCUUGACCUCGGAUGUCAUCGAACACAUCAAUGGCCUGAAGCAUCUCGACGAUAAAUCCAUCCUGCUCCUGCUUGAGGCAGCCCGCAGCGGAGAUCGCAUACGCAUUCCUGGCCCGGACCGGUCUUCCAUAUCAACGCUGGGUAGCCGAGCAUCUUCGUAUUUGAGCGUGCCAUCAAGCAGGGCUAGCAUUCUCUCUGACCCCAGAUCCUCCAUCGCCUCCACCGACUCUUCCUUCACCCACUACAGCGCCGCCUCCUCCAGACUCUCAACCGCAUCCUCGCGCCUCUCCACCAUCUCCAACACCUCAGCUCCCAAGAACUUCGCCUGCACCUUCUGCGACAAGGCCCUCAAGUCGAAACCCUACUGGAAAUCGCACGAGGAGGAGUUCCACGAGCAGCGACUAACAUGGAGAUGUCCGGACUGCGAGCAGAUUUUCCACGCCGGAAAACGGUUCCGCGAGCAUCACACCAAGCUCCACGGCUGUGAGAACUGCAAGCAACCGCGAGAAAGCGGCCAACCCACCAGCCGUAAAGCGUCGCCUUGUGUCAAGAAGUAUGAAAUUGUCAUGCACGACAAGGACGCUUGGGGCUGUGGAUUCUGCGCCUGUCUUUUGACCACGUGGGAAGAAAGAUGCGAGCACAUCGCCAUGCAUUUCGAGGAAAAGAAGAACAAGUGGAACUUCACCAAUGUCAUUCUUGGCCUUCUUAAGCAAACGGACGUGUCGGAAUCCUGGAGCCGCCUCAUGACCCAGAGGCACGGCGAGGAGCAAAACUGGCCUCGUUUGACAUGGGAAUCCAAAAAGUGCAACCGUUUACGAUACAAGCUCGAGACCAAGUGGGACACGCGCGUGUUUGACGUCGACAAGAUCGUAUCCGACACCUAUGAUUUGGCCGAGAUCGAACCAAACGAUGUUCCUGAGCCCGUAAAUGAGUCUACGCCCGAGGUUCCCGAUCUGACGGACGGGUCAGACAUUGUCGACUGCAAGAUGGAGCCUUACGAUUUUGCCAACGAUCAUCGACUCUCCAGCUCUCAUGGCAUGGGAGGACCUGAACAGGCUUUGAUGGAUCUCGAUCCGGUGGAGCCAGCGCAGAGUAUGCACCAAGACAUGCAGUCGUCUCAAUGGCCCGUCACUAGCGACAUGUCCCACGCGCCUAUGAGCCAAACGAGUAUGACCACGGACCACAACAUGGGCGCUUUCGCAGAGUUCAACCCUCAAAUGACCCAAAUGCCAACAGAUUUCUCCCAGCCGAUGAAUCAAGGGUUCCAAUCUGGCUGGCCGAACGCGGGCUUUGUGUCGACGCCCGAUCUGGUCAACUUCCAGCAGCCGGGUCCAUACAUGAACUACAACCAGCCCCCCAAGGAGGUUGUGUCGGUUCCCACGUCGCAGUAUGCCAACUUUUCGCAAUUCCCAAGGCAGAGCGUACCGCCAAACUUCAUGCACCACGCACCUGACGCAAGAGAUUCGCGUCGCUACGUUCCGAAGCUGAUCAGCAUACCGUCCUCGAGCCGUCCGUCUUCCUCGGCGGCCAUGGACCACCCCCCUCCACCGCCACCAAAGGAUCCGCACAUGAACCGCUUCUCUCGUAUGAUCCUGCGUAGGCGUCCCAGCAACAUCUCUCAACACACAGUAGUAUCGCAACGAGACAUUGGAUGGAACGACGAACUUCAAUGGGGUUGA